This is a messenger RNA of Olea europaea var. sylvestris, 2230 nucleotides long. Its product is annotated as 9-cis-epoxycarotenoid dioxygenase NCED1, chloroplastic-like. Gene Ontology annotation, molecular function: carotenoid dioxygenase activity. The coding region runs from base 110 to 1861 and encodes 583 amino acids. Lineage: Eukaryota; Viridiplantae; Streptophyta; Magnoliopsida; Lamiales; Oleaceae. Gene Ontology annotation, cellular component: chloroplast stroma. Gene Ontology annotation, biological process: carotene catabolic process. The transcript has a single exon. The record is from RefSeq and is a predicted model, not a curated record.
GUCUCCCCCUCCCAAAAUCCACUUCUCAUUUUCGUUUCUCUCUCUCUUAAGUUUUCUCUGCUAAGACAAAAACUGAAAAAGUAUUAUUCUGAUUUAAGAACAAAAACACAUGGCUGCUUCUUCUAUGGCGCAUCCCCAGUCCAUCUCCAUCAGGAAGCCCAGAACAAGAGACAAAAUUCACUCUGCUCUACACUCACCUUCUGUGAUCACUUUUCCAAAAGGCCCCUUUGAAAUACAAACAAUCACCGAAAAGGACUCACCGGCGAAGUCUUCUCCGCCCACGGCUCUGCCGCUGCCACUACCAAAGUGGAACAUUCUACAGAAAGCCGCAGCCAAGGCGUUGGACGCGAUGGAAAUUGCGUUGGUCUCAAGAGAGCAGCGGAUAUCACUCCCUAAAGCUACUGAUCCUCGUGUCAAAAUCACCGGAAAUUUCGCUCCGGUACUGGAGACCGCCGUCAGGCACAAUCUUCCUGUGACAGGCACUAUUCCCGACUGCAUUAAUGGUGUUUACUUGAGAAAUGGUGCCAACCCUCUAUUCGAACCUGUCGCCGGCCACCAUCUCUUCGACGGCGAUGGGAUGAUACAUGCAGUGACGAUCAAUAGUGGCAACUUCGCGAGCUAUGCUUGCCGCUUUACCGAGACUAAAAGGCUUGUUCAAGAACGUGAAUUAGGCCACCCCGUGUUUCCAAAAGCCAUUGGAGAGCUCCACGGGCACUCUGGUAUAGUCCGGCUCCUUCUUUUCUAUGCACGUGGCUUAUUUGGGCUUGUUGAUCACAGCCAUGGGACCGGAGUAGCCAAUGCGGGACUGGUCUACUUCAAUCAAAGACUAUUAGCCAUGUCUGAAGAUGAUCUUCCCUAUCAAGUGAGGAUCAAGCCCUCUGGUGAUCUUGAAACCAUAAGCCGCUAUGAUUUUGAUGAGCAAUUGAGGACGACAAUGAUUGCUCACCCAAAGAUUGAUCCUUUUUCUCGUGAGCUCUUUGCUUUAAGCUACGAUGUUGUUAAAAAACCAUACCUGAGGUACUUCAAAUUCUCCGCCGACGGAAAAAAGUCACCGGACAUUGAGAUACCGUUGGACGUGCCGACUAUGGUUCACGAUUUCGCGAUCACCGAGAAUUACGUGGUGAUUCCCGACCAGCAAGUGGUUUUCAAGCUUCAAGAAAUGAUAAAAGGUGGCUCUCCAGUGAUUUAUGAAAAAAACAAGAAAUCUAGGUUUGGGAUUUUAUCAAAGACAGCUGAAAAUGCGAACAAUAUUAUUUGGGUUGAUUGCCCGGAUACCUUUUGCUUUCACUUGUGGAAUGCUUGGGAGGAGCCGGAGACUAAUGAAGUCGUGGUGAUCGGCUCAUGCAUGACUCCACCGGACUUGAUUUUCAACGAAUGCAAUGAAAAACUAAAGAUUGUUUUAAUAGAAAUUAGGCUGAAUCUGAAGACUGGUGAAUCGAAAAGGCUGCCUAUUAUUCAUGCAUCAGAGCAAAUCAAUUUAGAAGCCGGAAUGGUGAACAGGAACAGGCUUGGUCGAAAAACAAGGUAUGCCUAUCUUGCAAUUGCUGAGCCAUGGCCUAAAGUUUCAGGCUUUGCUAAAGUCGACCUCUCAUCCGGACAAGUUCAGAAAUUCAUGUACGGAGACGAAAAAUAUGGAGGUGAACCAUUUUUCUUGCCGAAUGAUUCAAAUUUUGAUGGAGAAGAAGAUGCUGGGUAUAUUCUUGCAUUAGUCCAUGAUGAAAAGACAUGGAAAUCUGAACUUAAGAUAAUAAAUGCUAGGAGUUUGAAAUUGGAAGCCAGUAUUAAGCUUCCAUCAAGAGUGCCAUAUGGUUUUCACGGGACAUUCAUAAGCUCAGGUGACUUAAGAAAUCAAAGUAUGUAGUACAAAAUAAUAAUGUAUGUGCAUAUAUAUAUAUAUAUAUAUAUAUAUAUGAGCACUUAUUUUCUGAGUAUGAGUAAUAUGCCAGAUGGAUAUGGUAGAUAAAUGUCCCCAGACUCUCCUAAGUUUUCAAUUUCGACUUUUAUAAAAUAAAAAAUUUUGUGGGUAUUUUAUAAAGAAAUCUGCUUGAAGUUCUUGGCGUGUAGCUAUACUUUGAUCUCAGCUGGUUUCUGUUUCAUUUUUUCCCCUUUAUUUCUGGAAACUGAUCGGAACUCUGAUUACAGUAACAAAUGCAUUUACAGCACAGAUUAAUCUGCACGCAACACUAGAUUUUGGCUGCAUGUUUAUGUUAAAAAUAAUGCAAUUUUCUUC